Molecule: messenger RNA, 507 nt
Organism: Zymoseptoria tritici IPO323
Lineage: Eukaryota; Fungi; Ascomycota; Dothideomycetes; Mycosphaerellales; Mycosphaerellaceae
Exons: 1
Coding region: 1-507 (168 amino acids)
Source: RefSeq, a predicted model, not a curated record
AUGAAAUCCGUCGCCGAGAGCUUAUUAGGCAUGCUCCUCACCGCCGUCGGCUCCAUGACAGGCAUGCUCCUCGUUUUCGCUAUCGAAAGACAUCGACCGAAGAAACCUUUACCGGUGGAUGAGGAGGUCGGUGUUCCCGAAACAGCACCAAUCGAGGCAGAAGGGGAGGGUCAGGUGAAAGAUGAUGGGAAGCACGAGGCCGAACAGGCAGCAGAUGAAGAGGGAGUAGGGCGGGAGGGAGGCAAUAAGAAGGAUGGUGAUGCAGAGAACAAGGUAGAGGGGGAGGAGAAGCCGCCAAGGUGGUGGGAAGUCGGAUGGUUGGGAUGGCUGGCACGGAAGAUGCGGAGGUCUGAGGGGGAGGUGGAGGGACCGAAGCAUGUUGUUCAAGUGGAUGCGAGGGAAGUGGAGGGAUUGGUAGAGGGGGUGGAGCAUGUAGAGGGGGGAGGGGUGGUGGUGGAGAAGCCGGUGGAGGCGAGGGUUAAGCGGGAGAAGGGAUGGAGGUGGUGA